AUGCAUCUCAAUGGUACAGAAUCAAUACAAGAAACAAAUAUAAUGAAUACUCAAGAUUUGACAUGUCCAAUAUGCAUGUGUAUUGCUGGAGAUCCACAAAUAACGUCAUGUUGUCAACGAGUAUUUUGUACGAAAGAUGCUGAUCUUAAUCAAUAUUAUAAUGGUUGUCCGUUAUGUCGUGAAAAAGAAUUUUCAUUUAAAUCAUCUCCUAAACAUAAAGAAAUGCUUGAACAUUUAACUAUUAAAUGUAUUUGUUCGGAAUAUAUUGCUCCGGAUGAUUAUGAAAAUCAUCUUAAUCGAUGUUCAAAUGCUACAUUUACUUGUCCACAUAAUAUUUGUCGUGAAAAAAAUGAUUUAACAAAAUAUAAUUCUCAACAACUUGUUAGUCAUCUUGCUCGAUAUCAUUGUGAUGAAGUACCGUUACUUGGUUCAACAUAUAUAAAUAAAACUUCGGUUGAACCCUAUAAAAAAGCAUCGAAUAAAUAUGAUGAUCUUGUUUCUGCAUUAUACUCUGUAAUUUAUCCAAAAAUGAUCGAUAUACAAAUGAAAAAUUCUUCAUUAAAUGAACGAAAAUCAUCGAUAUUCACAUGUCCAAAAGGACAUAAAUUAAUUGAAGCUGAUCAUACAAAACGUAAACGUGAAAAUGGUUUAGUUUAUGCAUCGUCAGGUUUUAAUUGUGACAUAUGUCAACAUACAUUUUCCAGUGGUCAAUCAUGGCAUUGUUCAUGUACAGAUACUGGUUUUGAUAAAUGUGUUGCUUGUUUUGUUUUUCAAUUAUAUAAUCUUGAUGAUCCAAUAUUAAGUUUAGCAAGUCAAGAUAAAGAAAAACAACAAGAACGUAGUAGACGACGAAGUCUUCGAAAUACUGCACGUUUACCACGUGGUUUACUUCAUUUAUUAACUCAAAGUAUCGAUGAAGAUGAUGAUCAUGAAACUGAUCUUGAUCUGUUAGCAUUAAGACAACGAUCAUCAUUUUUAUAUCAACAAGAUACAACUGAAUCAAGAAAUAAUGAAGCCAACCGUCGAGAAGAUUAA
Molecule: messenger RNA, 1035 nt
Organism: Adineta steineri
Lineage: Eukaryota; Metazoa; Rotifera; Eurotatoria; Adinetida; Adinetidae
Source: the annotation of a GenBank genome assembly